This is a messenger RNA of Hibiscus syriacus, 2032 nucleotides long. RefSeq names its product mitochondrial proton/calcium exchanger protein-like. The record is from RefSeq and is a predicted model, not a curated record. Gene Ontology annotation, cellular component: mitochondrial inner membrane. Bases 155 to 1090 code for a protein of 311 amino acids. The transcript is spliced from 3 exons. NCBI's taxonomy places the organism in Eukaryota, Viridiplantae, Streptophyta, Magnoliopsida, Malvales, Malvaceae. Gene Ontology annotation, biological process: intracellular monoatomic cation homeostasis. Gene Ontology annotation, molecular function: ribosome binding.
UUUCCAUUUUUUUCUUGCAUUUGAGCUCUUAAUUUCCUUCUUGUGAUUGUUCCGAAAUAUUAUAAUCUUAUCUCUCGCAUGAACACUGUAUGCUGUUCUUUAUUUGAAACGUUAUCUCCACCAGGUUAACUGACUGGUUGUUCGAGGAAGGUGAAUGUCCUGUCCACAAGAAAAACAAUUGACAAUGGCUUCUAGAGCAAUUUUAAGGAGGAGAAGAUUUGUUUCUGAUUACCUGCAUUCGUCGUUAUGCCCAAUCCAGACCUUCCAGUUUCUUGGCCAUCCAACUCAGAAGUUGGAAUUAUGUGGUUAUAUAUCUAAUGUGGACCAUUCAUCUGAAGAUUUUAAUCAUCCAAAGAAACUGGAUGUAAAUUCAGUUGUGCAACAGGGUUUACUGGGUUUUUCAAGAUCAGGAUACUUUAGAUAUAAAUCUCAGGGAAUCUCAGUUUUGAGUCCUGGAAGUAGAAGAUUCCAAUUCAAUUCUCCACUGAGUGUCAGAUUGAAGGCGUAUUCUGUUCGGUGUGCCUCAACAGCUAUUGCUAGACAACCUGAACCUGGUAGUGAUGAUGAGGGAAAUGAAGAAUUAGUUGCAAAAAGGAGAAAGGAAGCAUCUGCAGAAGAAUGUGAUCAAGCUGUUGAAGGUUUGAGUACUGCUAAAUCGAAAGCCAAAGCUAAACACUCGCAAGAUUCUCAGAAGGUUGUCAAAUCCAUUUUGCAAAGAGUAUGGGCCACAGUUCUUCGGAUUGGUCCUGCUUUAAGAGCUGUAGCUUCAAUGAGCAGGGAAGAUUGGGCAAAGAAACUUGUUCAUUGGAAACAUGAAAUUCGCUCUACUUUGCAACACUACUGGUUGGUUUUUAAGCUACUUUGGGCUGAUGUGAGGAUCAGCUCACGAUUGCUGCUAAAGCUGGCUGGUGGUAGAAGUUUAUCUAGAAGGGAGAGACAACAACUGACUCGAAUUACUGCCGAUAUCUUUAGGCUAGUUCCAUUUGCAGUUUUUAUCAUAGUUCCAUUCAUGGAAUUUCUUCUGCCUGUUUUCUUGAAACUGUUCCCUAACAUGCUGCCAUCUACUUUUCAAGACAAGAUGAAAGAAUAGGUAGAGAGGCAUUUUUCAAUUUUUGCUUGCUUUUAUGGUUAAUUUGAUUUAUAACGCUUUGCUGUUCAAGCUUUAUUCUUUAAGUACUUUUUCCUCUUUUUAGAAAUUAGAACCUCUCAUGUUAAAGCCAGAACCAUUGAUCUUUUGGUUUAUCUUUAUUCAUGAUUCAUAAUGUUGGUGGGAAUGAGUGCAUCGUUGUCUUUGUCACACUUGAAAUGAUAUUUCAUUAUUUGUUUAGUUUUCUUCCAAACCAAGAGUUUGUUAUUCACCAUAAUUUUAUUGUGGUUGCUUAUGUGAAAAUUUGCAUUGCAUGAAGUUUUCUGAUUAUUAUUAUUGUUGUUGUUGUUUAUUCGGAGAAGAAGUGUUGUCAGAUCUUAAUACUUGAUUGAGAGCAUGUAUGUGAACAAAUUUUUUAACAAAUUUUAUGUUCACCUUGAUUUAAGCUUCUUAAAUGGAUAUGAAUGAGUUUUUAACAGAUGGAAUGUUGAAGUACCUUGCCCCAGAGAAAUAAAGAGGGAAGUAAAAAAUAUAGGGAAAUGGAUCAAUAACAUAAACAUGACGAGGCUAUAAUAUCAAGUAUAAUUGAUAAUCUUUAUUGGGCUAUUUCUGAUAAUUUGAAGUCAAGAGAUAUACAUCAAUAGGGAUAGGCCUUGCUAUAUGAAUCAGGAUUAUCUUAAGGUAUUCUUACAUCUUUUUGCAUUUAAUCACAGGGUAAUCUGCAGAAUAUAUGUUUUCCAGACAGGAAUAUUAUCUAGACAAUUGAAUGGUCUGUCUUGUCAAAAAAAAUUGAAUGGUCUGCGCUAUUUCUGUUGUGUCCUACAUGAGGGAAUGUUGUGGCUUUGGAGAAGUAUUACCAAAUGAGUGCUUUACGUCUGGUUUAUUGUCGGUACCAUUUCUUUUUCUGUGUGUGGCAUGCCCCUGCACCCUCCCCUUUUUUUGGUC